UAUGAAUAUUGUGAAGACAAUUAGAUAGGCAUUCUAAUUUUCAAGAGUCAGAUACUUUGUCUAAUAGAAGGACCCAAGAAUUAAUGCUGAUUAUCUUGACUCUAAAGAAACUAAAAUACCUAAUAUUUGUUCAAACCCAGAAAAAAUUAAUGAAGAAGGUGAAUAUUGCAAAGUUACAGUAUAAGGAAAAGAAGUCAAAUCAUAAGAAAAGUAAAUUUGAUUUAAUAAUCACAUAGAUUAAGAAUUAAAGCAAAACUUAAAAACUGUAAAGAAAUUAAUGGAGUCAUUGCAUAUAUUUGAU
Molecule: messenger RNA, 301 nt
Organism: Paramecium pentaurelia
Lineage: Eukaryota; Ciliophora; Oligohymenophorea; Peniculida; Parameciidae
Source: the annotation of a GenBank genome assembly